GGUCAGGUGAAGGAAAGGAAAUCUAGUUCUGAGUACGAGGAAAAUUGUGAUCAGCACUGUAAAGCGAUCAACGAAUCCAUUUGCUAACUGGUCACAGCAGUUCAUGGAACUCAAUGGCAAAUACUUCUUUCUUCUUGCAAAGGGCUUUUAAGUCUCUUAUCCCUUUCCUGAAAGAUUGCUGUCGAUGGCGUACUCCGAGAGGAAGAAGCAUGUCUUCGUCAUGAAAAAGUAGGAGUUGCUUUUCUUUUUUCUAUUAACUGCCUUUGCGAGCAUCAACAAAAGUCUCUUUACCUUCCUCUCGGGAACAGUUGUGGCAACCAGGAGAACUAGACCAAGAAUCUCACUGAAGUCUUUAUCAGGUACACUACAGAAAGCCUGUAAAGUUGGCAUCCCAUAUUCUCUUAUUUAUCCAUUAAAGAUUCUUCAGCAUGCACCUUCCUGGGUGAUCUCUUUUCACAGCUCCUCUUAGUUUCCAAUCUCAACUAUCACCUUUAUUGUUCUAAUACUACCUUCAGUUUCCACACCACUUUGCCAAAAAAGAUGCAGGUUAUAACAUCUGAAACUUGGAAAAGAACUCAGGUCGGUGAACCUACUAACACUCUCUUCUCCUGUGACAUCAUAAGAAGCUACAGGUUAUGGAGUAUGAUCAAGAAGGAGAUCGCCUUUCCAUCUGAUCACCACUUCUAUGCCAACCGCUUGCAGAAGAGUAGAUGCAUAAAUCAAGCUGUGCUUUUAAGUACAUCCCACAGCUUGCUUGCACCUUCCAUGAGGGACGAAAUCUCAUGUCGCCUUUCGUAUGUGGGCAAUAACAUGGUUAUUUCGAUCAGACAGCAAAUCAUGGCGUGAUUUCAUUCUCCAUCAGUUUCAUUGGAGGAGAAGUGUCUCUCAUCAUGGGGAAAUACUUACAGGUUCAACACCAUACCAAGAUAACAUACACAAAAGAACCUUACCUUUCCUUUACUGUUCCUGUUCAGCCUUUCUUUUCAGACAUGCAUUUGGCUUUGGGAGAUGAGACCUUUUGUUUCUGGUUUCAGUUCUUUUCUGAAGAAAAAGGCUAUAUAAGGAGGGUUGAGCUUGGCAGUAAAUGUUGCAUCUAUGACCUUGAGCUCGUCACUCCACACAUAAACCUACUAAGAAGAAUCUCUCAGAACGACCAUGGAAGAAACCCUAGACUACCUAUCUGGCUUCCUGUGCACCGGCCACAAGGUCAAGAAGAAGCAGUUUCAGACCGUGGAGCUGAAGGUCAGAAUGGACUGCGACGGCUGUGAGCUUAAAGUCAAGAAAGCCCUUUCUUCAAUCAACGGGGUUCAAUCGGUUGACGUCGACAGGAAGCAGCAGAAGGCCACCGUCACCGGCUACGUGGAGCCAAACCAGGUCUUAAGGAAGGCCAAGGCCACAGGGAACAAGGCCGAGCUCUGGCCUUACCUUCCUUACAGCUUGGUGACACACCCUUACACCGCAGGCAUCUACGACAAGAAGGCUCCGUCAGGUCACGUUAGGAAUGUGGAGUGUGUUGCCGUGGUCUCCGACCAUGGCCGCAAGCAAGAAGACCAGCUCGCCGAUAUGUUCAGCGAGGAUAACCCCAACUCCUGCUCUAUCAUGUGACAUGUUUUCGUCCUCUGCGACAGCUGUUCACAUACUACUACUGUUCGGUGAUUCCAUGUCUCAGAGUGGGGAAUCGGUGGCGGGGACGAAGGGGUUAUGUCGUGUUUUGUGGCUUUCAGCUUUUUACGUGUGUACUUUUUGUUGGAUGAGCGUUGACGAUUUAUAAAAACAAAAAACAAAAAACAAAAACAAAAA
Molecule: messenger RNA, 1800 nt
Organism: Musa acuminata subsp. malaccensis (wild Malaysian banana)
Lineage: Eukaryota; Viridiplantae; Streptophyta; Magnoliopsida; Zingiberales; Musaceae
Source: RefSeq, a predicted model, not a curated record